AUGGCCAGCCAACCUCCCCUCACGGGGAUCAAGGUCCUCGAGUUCGCCGGCCUGGCACCAGGCCCCUUUGCCGGCCUCAUGCUCGCCGACGCCGGCGCCUCGGUCCUGCGCAUCGACCGCGCCGCGCCGCAGCCCACGCCGACGGAGGACAUGCUCACGCGGCACAAGGCCUCCAUCGCCGUCGACCUCAAGGACCCCGCGGGGGUCUCGCUCGUGCGCGCCCUCGCGCGCCGCGCCGACGUCCUCAUCGACCCCUUCCGGCCGGGCGUGCUGGAGCGCCUCGGCCUGGGGCCCGACGUGCUCUGCGCCGACAACCCGCGCCUCAUCUACGGCCGCAUGACGGGCUUCCGCCGCGACGGCAAGUACGCCGCCAUGGCGGGCCACGACAUCAACUACCUCGCCGUCUCGGGCGCGCUCUCGCUGCUGGGCCGCGCGGGCCAGAAGCCCACGCCGCCGUACAACAUCCUCGGCGACUUCGCCGGCGGCGGCGCCGUGCUCUUCCAGGGCGUGCUCAUGGCCGUCGUCGCGCGCGCGCGCACGGGCCGCGGCCAGGUCGUCGAGGCCAACAUGGUCGACGGCAGCGCCUACCUCGCCACCUUCCCGCGCUACGCGCUCAAGACGCCGCUGGGCGACCGCCCCCGCGGCGAGAACCUGCUCGACACGGGCUGCCCCUACUACGACACGUACGAGACCUCGGACGGCGGGCACAUGUCCGUCGGCGCCCUGGAGCCGCACUUCUUCGCCGAGCUCGCGCGCGGCCUCGGGCUCGACCGCUCCUGGUCCGCCGCGGGCGGCGCCAAGCGGUCCGACCGCGCGCGCUGGCCCGAGCUGCGCGCGCUCAUCGAGGCCGCCUUCCGCACCCGGACCCGCGCCGAGUGGGAGCGCGUCUUCGACGGCACCGACGCCUGCUGCACGCCCGUCCUCGGCUUCCGCGAGAUGGAGGGGUCCGCGGCCAGGGAGGGCGACCAGCGGCCCGUCGUCACGCUGCGCGACACGCCCUGCCUCGCCGUGCACCAGGGCGCCGCCGACGUCGCGCAGGGCCAGGGCCCCGGCGUGCCCGGGAGCGGGUACGAGGGCGCGUCGCUGAGCCCCGGCGAGGGCGGCGAGGAGCGGCUGCGGGAAUGGGCCGGCUGGGCGAGGGGCCGGGACUACGAGGUGAGCAACAAGGGGGGUCUGGUGCUCCGGGAUCGUUCAAGGUUAUAG
Messenger RNA from Thyridium curvatum, 1203 nucleotides. RefSeq lists its product as uncharacterized. Gene Ontology annotation, molecular function: catalytic activity. The record is from RefSeq and is a predicted model, not a curated record. The transcript is spliced from 2 exons. Lineage: Eukaryota; Fungi; Ascomycota; Sordariomycetes; Thyridiales; Thyridiaceae. The coding region runs from base 1 to 1203 and encodes 400 amino acids.